AAUUCAUUCGAAAUUGCAUCGUGACCUGAAAACCAAUAUGUUGAAAUUGAAACUGCAAAAUGAGUUAUAGCUAAUGCCCCACUGCAACUGCUUAUAAAUACCACCACCUUCCUUCAUAGCUCCACACAACUCUCUCUCUCUCUCAUCAUCUCAACUUGCGCUUUUGAACUUCAUUUUUAAAAAAAAAAUCUCCAAUCCAAAUUUCAAGACAAAGAAAAUGGCUUUUAAGUUAGGCAUUUUCAUGCUCUGUGUAGCAGCUUUGAUGCUUGUUUUACUAGAAGCAAACCAGGCCUCUACUGUGGAAACACCAGCAUUGCAACAACAAGAGAAUUACCAACCAUAUGGUACUACCCAAGGCAGCCUUCGUCCUCAAGAGUGCGGACCGCGGUGCACUACUCGGUGCUCGGCCACGGCAUACAAGAAGCCUUGUCUGUUUUUCUGCCAAAAGUGUUGUGCGAAGUGCUUGUGUGUGCCUCCUGGAACAUAUGGAAACAAGCAAGUUUGCCCUUGCUACAACAACUGGAAGACCAAGAGAGGAGGACCAAAAUGCCCCUAAUUAAAAUGAUACCUACUCUAAUUUCUGCAUUAUAUUGAUAAUAUAUAUAGUUAUAGCCAGGUUUUCUUAAUAUGUAAUAACCUUCGAAACCAAUGAUCAAAAGGUCAAGGUUUGGGGGUUCAACUUAUUUAGCUAUGCUAUAAAUUUUAGUAACUUAUAUUUGGAUAAUGCAGUUAAUGCAAUGAAGGAAUAAUUAUAAAUGCAAA
Molecule: messenger RNA, 762 nt
Organism: Prunus avium (sweet cherry)
Lineage: Eukaryota; Viridiplantae; Streptophyta; Magnoliopsida; Rosales; Rosaceae
Product: protein GAST1
Source: RefSeq, a predicted model, not a curated record